AGCUUGCAGGCGAGGAGCCCAGCACAUUCAUUCAUUCAUUGACAUUCCUGCGCACUUUUCAAGAGGACGGAAACAAAAUUUGAUAUUUUUGACGAUGGAUUUUUCGGAGGAAGUGCCAACAUUAUGCGAGGAAUCCCACGUCCCGACGGAGCUUAAAAAAGGAAUGUCAAUUUUUAUUGAUAUUUUACGGCGAGCAGAUAAAAACGAUGACGGUAAACUGUCCUUCGACGAGUUCAAGUCGUACUUUUCCGACGGCGUCCUGACGCCGGAUGAGCUCCGGGAGCUCUUCCACGCCAUCGACACGCAUCACACCGACAACGUGGACACGGAUGAACUCUGCGAGUACUUCUCGCAGCAUCUCGGGGAGUACAAGAAUGUUUUGGCUGCGCUGGAAGACCUCAACGUGUCCAUUCUCAAGGCCAUGGAUAAAACAAAAAAGGAUUAUCAAGAGUCCACCCACCUGGAACAGUUCGUGACCCGCUUCCUGCUGAAAGAGACGACCAAUCAGCUGCAGUCGCUGCAGAGCUCCUUGGAGUGCGCCAUGGAGACCACCGCCGAGCAGACGCGACGAGAAAAACAAGGUCCAGCCAAACCUGAAGUUCUGUCCAUCCAGUGGUCGGGCCGCCGCUCCAAUCGAAGACUCCAGAGGAACAACAGCCUGUCCCCCAGCAACCCCAUCUUAAGUCUCGUCAACUCAGGAGCUUACGAGGAGGAGAACCACUGGACGGUUCAAGUCAACAGACUGCAGAAGCUCAUCGACCGCCUGGAACAGAAGGAGAUCCGUCUGGAGCCUCUGGAAGACGAGGUCCCUGAGAGCAAGCUGCACGUCCUGAUCGUGCAGAGGCAGCUGUCCGUGCUGGAGGACGAGUUGGAGGAGUUUCGAGUGGCGCUCAGACACUACGUGGACUCGGCGCUCACGCAGACCGGAUGUCUACACGUGUGUGUCCAGCGUGUGUCAAACGCGUGCGGUUUCGUCAUCUAUGAGUUUUGGGAGCACAACAACGUGUGGAAGAAUCACCUGCAGAGCAACUCCAGCAAAACCUUCCAAAGAGCCAACGUGGACUUCCUGGAAACGCCCGAGAAUGUCAGCACCAUGCUCAUACCUGCUUCAUGGUGGGUCCUCAACAAUAACUGAGAGCAGCGCGCCACUCACAUUUGGCUCACUUAUGACGUCAUAGCAAUUAAUUUCAUUCCUUCCGUGUUUCUUUACCUAAGAAUUGGUAGCUCAACUCAAGCCAGUGCGUGCGUGCGUGACACCCUAAAAAAAGCAUCAAUGACCUCGUGACGUUCUGCUUUGCUGACGUCAUUGCCGUUCGGCGUGAGCUCAUUGCAUAUUGUGCUCGAGUUGUAAGAUUGUAGCAGCACAUUUUACGUGAUCAAAUAGAGUAUUAAAAAACACGGUUGCGUUUUUUGUGUAUUUAAUUCAUGUUGAUCGAGAUCAAAACGUAUGAUAAUAAAGAAUUUAUUGUUGUCUAGCUGUUUCCUUUAUUUUCAAAGCGUAUUUUUCCAUAAGGUUGUGUUUGUCGCCAUCUGGUGAUAAAAGUUGGUACUGCAUUUUCAAAAACGCAGAUCAUUAAACAGAAA
Messenger RNA from Corythoichthys intestinalis (scribbled pipefish), 1584 nucleotides. RefSeq names its product N-terminal EF-hand calcium binding protein 1 (gene necab1). Gene Ontology annotation, cellular component: cytoplasm. NCBI's taxonomy places the organism in Eukaryota, Metazoa, Chordata, Actinopteri, Syngnathiformes, Syngnathidae. Gene Ontology annotation, biological process: regulation of amyloid precursor protein biosynthetic process. The coding region runs from base 95 to 1135 and encodes 346 amino acids. The record is from RefSeq and is a predicted model, not a curated record. Gene Ontology annotation, molecular function: calcium ion binding. The transcript has 13 exons.